Messenger RNA from Ostrinia furnacalis (Asian corn borer), 505 nucleotides. RefSeq names its product general odorant-binding protein 19a-like. Gene Ontology annotation, cellular component: extracellular region. Gene Ontology annotation, molecular function: dibutyl phthalate binding; odorant binding. The record is from RefSeq and is a predicted model, not a curated record. NCBI's taxonomy places the organism in Eukaryota, Metazoa, Arthropoda, Insecta, Lepidoptera, Crambidae. Bases 78 to 500 code for a protein of 140 amino acids. Gene Ontology annotation, biological process: olfactory behavior; sensory perception of smell. The transcript has 5 exons.
AAAUUAUUCGCGAACCGAUUUUUUGGGUUAGUCCGGCUUCAUUUGUAGAGUUUUGAGGUUCUGAAGAUUAAAAAAAAAUGAAAAAUAUUGUUGUGGUUUUACUUUUCCUGCUCUACACUGAAGAUGUAUUUGGGAUGACAAGAGCUCAACUUAAGAAGACUUUAACUGUUAUGAAGAAACAAUGUAUGCCCAAAAUUGGAGUUUCAGAAGACAAAGUGAAAAAUAUAGAGCAAGGAGAAUUUAUAGAGGAUCGUAAAGUUAUGUGUUACAUCGCUUGUGUCUACAAAACUAUUCAAGUGGUAAAAAACGAAAAGAUAGACAAGGAUCUAGUAAACAAGCAGGUGGACAUUUUGUACCCCGUCGACAUGAAAGAGUCCGUCAAAUAUGCCGUCGACCAGUGCUAUGGCGUUCAGGCCCAAUACAACGACCUGUGCGAAGCAGCUUUCUACGCAGCUAAGUGUCUGUAUGAGACAGACCCGCCGAACUUCGUCUUUCCUUGAAUCUU